CUAUUAAAGUCUCAAAUACUCGGAGACACACAUAAAUGUCCUGACACUACCUUUUGAGCGAGCGUCCAUUCGAUUGAGAAACGGAACUCGGCGUGUCCUGGACUACUGCUUUUCGUAUUCGUUCUUUGCUGGAUAACGUCAUGGACAAACAGCGCAAUGCGUCGGACGUUGACAGUUUCUUGCUGUAUUCUGCUUCUCUCUAUCUUUUGAGCUUUCGAAGUUCUCCAAUCUUUUAUUUAGUUACAAGUCCACAAUCGGGCCGCUGGUAUGCCUGAGAUCAUCCAUCCUCUCGCCGCCACAAUAUGCGAUAGAAUUCAUAUUGAACGUCCCCAUCUCUUCGUCACGUAUAUCCUGACAUCAUGAACUUCCGCGAGGGCUUCGAAACGAGGACUUACCCUUGGGACUUGCGUUCCUGAGAAGCAGCAAAAUAUCCCGUUUCUCUCCAUUUACUUGAUCAGAUAUGUCUGCUAAUGGUGUCGAAUCUCACACCUCUCAAGGUGUUCCCUUCAAGGAGCUCUUCCCUGAGGAGCGAUUGGGAUGGCGAGGAUUUGUUGAAUGAGAAGACAAACCGGAAAGGAAGAAACUCGCAGUGGAGCUUCUCAAGACGAAGACCUUCACAACCAUCCCUGACGAACCCCGUCCUCAUCGGACGUCGCUGGAAAGAGUAUCAUGAGGCGCUAGGCUUGAAGUCUAUCGUCGACUUUAGCUGGGAGAUGGUGCAGAAAGAGAAGGAAGAUAUGCUUCACGUUCUUGACUUCCCUUACAAUGGCGAGACUAAGUUCAACCACAUCAUGGACAUGGAAGGCAAAAUCAUGGACAACAAGUAUCACUUCAUCCGAAAUCAUGGUGGUGUACCCGAUAUCGAUGAGGACGCAUUCUACUUCGAUAUUGGGGGCUUAGUCAAUAAUCCCACGAGGAUUUACCUCGAGGACCUCAAAGAUCCAGAGAAAUUCCCUCAGGAGGAGGUUACUGUCACCGUUCAAUGCAGCGGUACCAGGCCAGUGGAGCAAAUCGCACUGUAUCCUGGAGACGGCGACGAGCUCAUCAACGCUCCAUGGGGACAAGUUGCAAUAGGUACUGCCGUAUACCGAGGCGUCCAGAAAGUUCUCAAGAAGGCCUGCGGUGGUGUUCUUCCUGGAUGUCAACACCUUGAGUUCAUCGGCGCCGACACUUACUUCAAGAAGUUGGAGGUGUGCAACUAUGCCGUGUCGGUCCCGUACCGCAAGGUCCGCCAGAAUGAGGAAGUUUUACUCGCUUGGGAGAUGAACGGCCAGCCAUUGCCUAGGAUUCACGGAAGACCCUUGCGUCUGGUCGUCACUGGUUACAUUGCUACGGGCCAGUUCAGCGCCAGGAGUACCUCUUACAGCCAAUUGGCAAGCAGAACAUCCUCGUCGGUAAUGGCAUCUCCAUCCAACAAAUGCCAGUUUCGAGCGCGAUCAUGGCUCCCCGAGAUAGGCGGUGGAGGUAAUUGGCCCGAAAGAGUCGAAGUUUCUCCCGACGGUGUUCCUGCUAGCGGUCACGUGUGGUAUGCAUGCAAGCCAGAGGAUAUGACAGAGAAGCAUUAUCGCGCAUGGCGUUUGUGGAAGAUCGAAGUCCCUGUCGAUGCCGAGGGCUGGCUCGAGUUCGUCGUGCGAACUUGGGACUCCUCUAACAAUACGGAACCCACCUAUGUCCGUUCUCUGGGACCUCCAUGUCACAUCGUCCGCCCAUCGCAUUAAGCUGUAUAGCGUCAAUCGUACGAAACCUCUUACAGCGAGACAUCUCA
Messenger RNA from Somion occarium, 1765 nucleotides. Lineage: Eukaryota; Fungi; Basidiomycota; Agaricomycetes; Polyporales; Cerrenaceae. The record is from the annotation of a GenBank genome assembly.